This is a messenger RNA of Nicotiana tabacum (common tobacco), 828 nucleotides long. RefSeq lists its product as uncharacterized. NCBI's taxonomy places the organism in Eukaryota, Viridiplantae, Streptophyta, Magnoliopsida, Solanales, Solanaceae. The record is from RefSeq and is a predicted model, not a curated record.
UUUUCUUCCUCCCUUUGAACCAUUUUUACACCACUACCUAAUCCAUGGCCAACCUUCACAGCCUCCUCAAGAUAUAUACACUUUUUCUAUCCAUCUUUCUCUUCUCUUUCACCAUUUCCUCAGCUUCAAUCCAUGACCUUCUCAGAAGCAGGGGCCUCCCAGCUGGGCUAUUCCCAAAGAAUGCUGUAAAAUCAUAUGAUCUUGAUCAACAUGGUCAUCUCCAAGUCUACUUGGACAGUCCUUGUGUUGCAAAAUUUGAGACAAGGGUGUUCUUUGACAGUGUUGUGAGAGCUAACCUUAGCUAUGGUGGAUUAAUUGGAGUGGAGGGCCUUUCUCAAGAAGAGCUGUUCCUUUGGUUGCCAGUGAAAGACAUCAUAGUUUAUGAUCCUUCUUCUGGUUUGAUCUUGUUUGACAUUGGUUUGGCUCAUAAACAGAUGUCUCUUUCUCUCUUUGAAGAGCCUCCUAUUUGUAGUCCUCAAGGAAAUGGAGGUGUGUUGAUGAAGAAGGAAGGAAGGAAAGAGACUGGAUUUCAGAUUGAAAGAUAUAAAGAUCUUGCAGUCAGUGGAAUCUGAUAUAUUUCCAAUUUUGGUGCUGUGUUCUUUCAUUUUGGCUUUGGCUUUGUCUCAAUUUGAGGAUGAUUGAAGACUUGAAGUUUGAUAAAGAAAAAGUGCAUUGAGGUUCUCAUUUAGGUGCUUGUAGGGUUGUAUAAAGUGGAAACUAACAGUAUAAAGUUUUGGAAAGAAACUGAGAAAAUUUUGAAAUCUUUUAAAUAAUACUUGCCUGUUAUAUUGAUAUAUCAUGAGUCAUGAAAUACCCAAAGCAGAAAUA